AUGGGACAUGAGGAGCAUGGAGGGACUUGGCGCAUGGACGCAGCUCAACUGGAUACGCAAAGGAAGAAGGGAGAAGCCAUCUUGAAGACCAGCUCGACCACCACUCGACCAACCGGUCGAGUUCCUCAACUCGACCGGCCAAGCUUCAACUCGAUCGAGCUGGAAGUCAAAAGCUCUAAUCCCAUCUUUGUGUUCUUGAAGCUCUUGCUUCUUGAAUCCUAG
Molecule: messenger RNA, 222 nt
Organism: Microthlaspi erraticum
Lineage: Eukaryota; Viridiplantae; Streptophyta; Magnoliopsida; Brassicales; Brassicaceae
Source: the annotation of a GenBank genome assembly